Physella acuta is the source of this 2405-nucleotide messenger RNA. RefSeq lists its product as uncharacterized. NCBI's taxonomy places the organism in Eukaryota, Metazoa, Mollusca, Gastropoda, Physidae. The record is from RefSeq and is a predicted model, not a curated record.
UGUGUACAAUUUGAACAGAGCAUAGAACCUUGAAACGUAGUCUAAAUAUUUAUUUGAUUUAAAAUAUAAAUCAGUUUACAGUUCAGCAUUACGCGGCAUUCCCUCGCCGUUUAUUUCACAAGUUUUUAUGGAGCUAAACGUGAACGAAAUCGACUUGAAGAAAAUGGACACCGUGGGGCCUUGUUUUCACCAAACGUUGACGGCGGCGCUGGAAGAUCUCACGGAGCAGCUGCAGCAGCUGGUGGCUGUGUCAGAGACGGAGCGAGGAACGGCAGACGAUGGGGAGGCGUUGAAGAGUGGUAUAUGGGAGGUUAUGGAAAGUUACAACUACACUAUGCAAGGCCUGGAAAGUUUUGUUUCUGCCAUCAAAACUGAGACGGCCAUGUUGGAUAAUGAGCUAGAGAGUCUGGAGGUGAAGAAGCAAAGCAUUCUUGAGGAGAGAGAUAUUUUGAUUGAAAAAGGUCAUGAGUUGAACUGUCGACUUGGUUACAACGCUUUGGAGCGGAAGUUGGAUGAAACAUUUAGCAGCAUAGAGAGGUACACUAAUGAAGAAAGCGCCAAGUGUUUUAAAGAUGAAGCUGAAGAGAAGUUAAAACAAACCAACAAUUUAAUUCGUAUAGCAAAUAUCAGAGCCUGCCAACUAGACAGAGAAACAUUCAAAGAGAUGGAAAAAAUCACCAACCUGUUUGAAAACUAUGAGAGGGACAGAGAAUAUUAUGUCAAGGAACUGGACUUGUUCUCAGAAAUCAGACGUCACCAUAUUUCACUCUGGCUUUCUGAACCCAGGAUGGAUGCAGAAAGGGAGAAAGGAGAGAAUAUUCUGGAUUAUCUGAAUUUAUCUCAGAGGCAGCGUCACAUGGAGGCACAGGUCAUAAAAAAUACCUUACGAAUGUAUUCCUUCAAUGCAUCUUUAAAUUUCGACCGUGAGGACAACUUGAAAAUGAUGGAAGAGUUGACCAACCUCCAAAACAAAGUGAACACCUUGUCUGGUGUCAACUCCAUCUUGCCCAGAAGUGCUAAAGCUAAAACAGAUCUCACCGUUGAGGAGAAACCAAGCACAGAAGAUGAUGAAAUGGCACGAGGGGACAAUUUAGAAGAGGAAGAAGUCACUGGGAAGGGACUCCACCGCUGCCCUAGAAAAAUUAAUUUAGCCACUGAUCCACUCACAGAUCCUAAAUUAGUCUCAAAGCUGGAGUCUCUCACAAGAUGGGAGGAGGCUGAGGAAUGCUUAUCCCUAUCAAUGGAGCAACAUGAGAAUAGUUAUAGUGAACCCCAUUCAAAUCUUCUGACCUCCAGCAGUUCAACUCUUACAGAGGUCAAGGCCACUCUCUCACUGUGUGGAGAUGCUGAAGCCGCCCACAAGAGGCCAUCAUUUUCUGAUGUAACUGAUGCCACUGGCCUGACCAAAACCAAAUCUGAAUGUAAGCAAAUGGAGUCUCAUCCCAGCCACCAUAACUUUUUAUCCCACUUUGAGUCAUCCACUGUUUUACCUGGAACUGCAGACAGACAGAUGCUGGGUUUGGUUAGAAGACGUCACAGCUCUCGACCUGUCGGCAGCUUGACUAAUCUCAUGGACACAGAGAAAGUUUUGUCCGGCCAAAGAGUCUUAGACACAGACGUGGACUCUCGGGAUGCUCGGUCUCAGGGCAGCGAACACAUGAUCAGACCCACACCCAAUGGUAACAAGAGCAGGGAACAUGUCCCCAACACUACUGGAUGCGACUAAAACUAUACUUUAAUUUUUUCAUUGUUGGGAAUGUGAGAGCUUAUCUUUAUACUUUCUUGGUAAAAAAAAAAAAUACAUAUUUUUUGCUGGUCAUUUUUAGCAACAAUAACCUAGUUCUCUAUUGCCUAAGAAUAAAUUAUUUUGUGUUCUCUCAAAACAGUUAUGAUUACACUACCUUUGUUUUAGUUUAACACAAAUUACAAAUCUUUUUCUUCAUAAUUACUCAUCAAUUUUGUUUUGUUACAAACAGUUGUAUUUUUAAAAUGUAUCAGACAGUUAUAGCCAAUUGUAUAUUCCUAAUUGAAGACUAUAGUGCUAAUUGUAAUGUCAUAUUUCUGUCAAAACCAAACUUUUCAGAGAUCACACUUCUCCAGCUUAGCUUUCUAUACACUGUGAAUACAUAAUAUGCUUUAAUAUUUACUCAAGUUUCUCUCACAAUCUUAUAAAAUUCAGUAAUAAAAAAGUUUUUAAAAAUUAUAUGAUUUUUACCUUAUGAAAAGUAUUUGAGAAUGCUGGUCUUCAACUGCUGCCUUAGUUCCAAUGUUAGUCAAGUAUUCUGGAAUAUUUAACUGUCUAAUGCAGCCAUUAAAAUUAUACUAAAUAUAUUAUGGAUUUAUUUACUUUAUUUAAACAUCAGGAGCCAAAAUAUUCUCACAGAAAUCCCUGUGAUUUAUUUAAA